AUGGCCACCAUGCUGCUGCAUACAGUUCUGAAUAGUGAAAACUUAGAGGAAAUCACCCUGAGAUUUUUUGAGUCCUAUCAUGGACAGAAUGAAGAUGAUUCAGCCCACAGUGCUAUUUCUUAUGCCAUGAAACAUGCUGGUAAUCUCUUUAUUCCAUCUCAGCUUUAUCCAGUUUUCAAACUAGCUCGGAAGCAACAACCAUACGAUCUUAUUCCCUUACAAUUCGACGACAUUUUGGACUUCAAGACAUUGUCGAAAGAGUUACGUAUUCUGAAUAUCAAAACCACAGAAACUGGAGAAACAUUUAAAUGGAAUGAUAUCAUGGAGUUCAAAAACUCCAUCAGGCACAACCUGUCCCUGCACAACCGCUUCAUGCGCGUGCAAAACGAGGGCACCGGAAAAUCCUCCUGGUGGAUCAUCAACCCGGACGCGAAACCUGGCAAGUCAGUGCGGCGGCGCGCGGCAUCCAUGGAGACCAGCAAGUUCGAGAAGAAGCGCGGCAGGGCGAAGAAGAAAGUGGAGAUGAUGAGGAACGGCUUGCCUGACACCACGCCGAGUCCGAGCUCGUCGGUGUCGGAGGGGUAUAUGAACGGCCAGACUUCUCAACAACCCCCUCCACCCUACACUGCCCCCUACGAACAAUUCCCUGGGUGUAGAGACAUGAACACAUUGCACGCAGCUUCCCCCUACGGACUCACCCAGUGCCCGAUUCACCGUAUCCAGACGUGUUCUUGUUUAGCGCCUAUCAAAGUAGAGGAGCUGAUCAAGCACGAGCUGAACAUCGAGGGCAGCCUCGACUUCAAUUUCCCCACGCACCAGCACCAUAACCAGCAGCAGCAGCAGCACCACCACCACCACCAGCAGCAGCAGGAGAUGCCUGGGCAGGUGGAUGGCCGUUCGACGAGUCAGCCGCCCAGCGCGCCGCCAUCUUAUUCCGCCACGGUGACGACGCCAUCUUGGGUGCAUUGA
Phaedon cochleariae (mustard beetle) is the source of this 969-nucleotide messenger RNA. The record is from the annotation of a GenBank genome assembly. Lineage: Eukaryota; Metazoa; Arthropoda; Insecta; Coleoptera; Chrysomelidae.